This is a messenger RNA of Toxorhynchites rutilus septentrionalis, 1110 nucleotides long. RefSeq lists its product as uncharacterized. The transcript has a single exon. The coding region runs from base 1 to 1110 and encodes 369 amino acids. Lineage: Eukaryota; Metazoa; Arthropoda; Insecta; Diptera; Culicidae. The record is from RefSeq and is a predicted model, not a curated record.
AUGCCGCCUACAUCCAGUUCCACCGCAAAGAAGGCGCCAUCAUUGAAGCAAUUGGUUAUUAAAUUGAAAGAAAUCCAAGCAACGUUCAACGAUAUUUGGAUAUUUGUUGAGACGUUCAAAGAAGAGACAUCCGCCAGCCAAGUGAACGUGCGCCUACAGAAGCUUGAUGAUCUUUGGGAGAGAUUUGGAGAGACAUUGGUUGAUGUCAAAUCACACGAUGAUUUUGUAGAAGAAGGAGAUUCUUAUCAGAAAGAACGACAGGAGUUUAGUGAGCGUUAUUACUUUGCUAAAUCCUUCCUGAUGGAUAAGGCUAAAGAUAGACAGGAGCCAGGUUUUCUAGAUCAGUCCGUUCGUGACCACGAUGCAUCUAUGUUGGGAACGCUAGAUCACGUGCGCCUUCCGCAAAUUAAAUUGCAAACGUUCAAUGGGAACAUCGAGGAAUGGUACAGCUUUAGAGAUCUUUUCGCUUCUCUUAUACAUCUCAAAUCGGAUCUUCCGGAGGUGGAAAAAUUCCAUUACUUGAAGGGUUGUCUUCAAGGAGAAGCGAAAGCGCUGAUAGAUGCCUUGCAAAUCACGAAGGCUAACUAUCAAAUCGCUUGGGAUAUGUUAUUAAAGAGGUACAACAACAGCAAGCAAUUGAAGAAGCUUCAAGUAAAAUCACUCUUCAAGUUGCCCACACUCACCAAGGAAUCUACUUCCGAUUUGCAAGGUUUGCUAGAAGGUUUCCAGAGAAUCGUACAAACAUUGGACCAGGUUGUACAGCCCGGCGAUUAUAGAGACCUGUUGCUAGUGAACAUUCUCACUUCUCGUCUCGAUUCAACCACUCGAAGAGGAUGGGAAGAAUAUUCGUCCACGAAAGAGCACGACACCCUGCAGGACCUGACAGACUUUCUACAGCGACGUGUUCGUAUCCUGGAGUCUCUACCGUCGAAGCCAGUAGAUAAAUUUGUGCAUCAAAUUCCACCCGCUGCCAAGCAGAAGCCAUCCGUUCAGAGGACAUCCUAUAGCGCAGUACAAACCUUCAGUGGCUGUGUAGCGUGUGAGGGCCAUCAUCCACUAUACCAAUGUAGUACUUUUCAACGGAUGUCAGUCGCAGAGAGAGAUACGUAA